ACACUCCACAGUGCAUCCCUCAGUUGGUCUCGAGCAGUCAGAGGAGGAGGUCACGUGCCGCUUCUCCUCCUCCUCGUUCUCAGUGGCGGUGCUUUAAAAUUUAAAUACCCAUUAAAUCCCCGGCGAUAUUUCCAUCUCCUUGACCGUCUGGAGAUACGUACACGCCCCUGGACUGUGUGUGUACGUCCCUGCACGCACAUGGACAUGGACACAGAGAGAUAGAGGAAAAAAGAAAGUUAUUUUUGAAAAUCUUGAAAAUCGUGGGAAGGUGGAAAGAUUUUUGAGUCUCGAAGUGACGAACGGAGUGAAAUACCUGCUGGAAGAGAGAGAGAGAGAGAGAGAGAGAGAGAGAGAGAGAGAGAGAGAGAGAGAGAGAGAGAUGGAUGCUUUUAAAAUUCAUCUAUUGCACUUUUUCAUUGAUUUAAAAGAAUAAUAAUAGUGAAAAAAAAAGUUGGUGUGUCUCUCUUCCUCUUAUUUUCACUCUCUUUCUCUUGACGCCUCUCACUCUCUCUCUCACUCUCUCUCUCCACCUCCACCACCGCCACCACCAUGACGGACGGAGACGAUCUAACCAAACAAGUGGAUCAGGUUUAUAAAAACCUGCUUGACAAGUUCAACCCCGCAGCGAGGAACCUCAUCACUGCAGGAAAGGCGUAUUUGAAGGCGCUGCAUGGUGCAAUGUCAGCCUCCAAAAUUUACCUGGAGGCGCUGACGAAGGUGGCGCGGCACUCCCAGCAGGGCACAUGGGGCGGCUCCUCGGACGUGGGAAUGUGUCUGAUGCAAAUGGUUGAUGUUUACAAGGAGGUGCAGGCACAGCAGAUGAACAUUCUCAAGGCUUUCUACGUCGAUCUGCUGGUUCCCUUAGAGACCAACCUGGACAAAGACACCAAAGUCCUGCAGGCUGAGCAGAAGAAAUUCCUUGCAACACACAAACAAAAGCUGGAUUCUUACACCAAAGCUUCGUCGCAACUCAAGAAACACAAGAAGAAGAACAGAGCGAACAAGGGAGCAAUGGACAAGGAAAUAAAGCAAUACCAAGCAGUUGAAGAGGAAAGAAUGAAACUAGAAGGAUUUGUUGAGUCAAGUCUGCAAAAUGCCGUGACACAAGAGAGACGAAGAUAUGGAUUCAUUUUAGAGCGCCAGUGUUCCCUCGCCAAACAUUAUCUUGCCUACCACUCCAGGGGCGCCUCUCUCCUGCAACACGCCCACGAGAACUGGCAGGAGGUGGCCAAGACCCGUGAGGCCCUCCCUGACAGACUCCUCGCCAUGCUGCCCUCCGCCAGACCCAGGGACGAGGGGAUCUAUUCCACGCCCCUGUGCCUGGAGGAAGACGCGAUGUCCAUUAGUUCACAAGUUCGCAAGGCACGGUCAAUGGAUGCCUCCUGUCUCGACCUGAGCGCGGCAGGGGAGAGGAGCCGCCCAGCAGACCACUGCUACGGUGCUGCGGCCGGUCCAUGGCCAUCCCUGAGGACUCUGGGAGGAAGGGCCAUGGCCAGGGCGCUGUAUCCUUACCUGCCCAGCGGAGACAAUCAGCUCUCCUUCAAUGAAAUGGAUCUUAUUGCACUGAUUGGUGAGAAAAACAAAGGUUGGCAGUAUGGGGAGAACCUUCGCUCGCAGAGGUGUGGUUGGUUCCCCGUAGCGUACACCGAGCUGCUGCAUGAGGAAGAUGACUCAGCGCUUGGGGGCACAGGAAACGCAGGUAACAGUGCAGGUGUUUAUUCACAGAAGUUCCGAGCCACAAGUCCCCCCUCCGCCGCCCAUGCCCGUGCCUCCGCCUCUUCUACCACGGCCCUUCCAGUCCCAAAUGAGUCCAAUACGUGUGCUGCCCCCUCAUCCAAACCACAUGUGACUCCCUCCCCCUCCCUAGACACCCUGCACUCCUCCACCUCCACCUCCACCACGGCCUCGUCCACCAACACCGUCCUGUACAACCACUACCACAUCCACCACCCGCCUCACCCACCUCGCGUCCCUGCACCCACUCUGAAGAAGUCACCCAGUUUGCACAGCCACAGUCACUCCAGCAUUCCACCUCACUCCACCUCCUCCGGGUUGACGAGGUCCUAUACCACUGUGGCGUCCUCCUCCACUUCCUCCACCGCCUCCUCCUCGCAUGCCUCCACUCGCUUCCACAAGAGGGGGAGUGGAAAUGCCUCCUUCCACUCCAGUGAUGAUAGUGGAUUUAGUAAUGAAAGUGGAGUGGGUAGUCAUCGCCCUCCACCCAAUCCUGAGGUGGAUUAUUCUGAUGAUGACAAUUCCAGUGGGACGGAGCAAGAUCACUGUAGGAACACACUAAGCUCCCGCUGGCUUUGGUCUGCCUCCUCUCUGAACUGCGACAGCAUGACAGGAGGCACGGAGAGCAGGGAGGGCACGUGCUUUACCCCCUGCACGUCCACCACCUACACCAGCAGCAGCAGAAGCACGGAUAACGUGACUCUACCUUCAGGGAAAAGCAAGGACAGACGCAGACACCCUUCCCUUCCAUCCCUCGCGUCCUUCUCCGAUCACUUCGUCACCGUGGCGCGCAGGAAGACCAAACCCAAGUCCCCGUGUGCCCAGAAGAUCCUGGCGCAGAGGGAACGAGGCAGGAGGACCCUCAGAAGGAGCUCCUCCCUGCUGUGCCUCGGCAUGGAGUCUUGCGUGGGUCUGGACGAGUUGCUGGCCGCUGACUACGAGGACAUGCCAAGUAGGGACUGGAAGCACACGUCCAAAAUUGACCUUCUGAUUGGAAUACCUGAGCCGCCGCCUUAUGAUCCACCACCACCGCCCACUCCACCUCCCAACCCAUCCACCAGUUCCCAGUCCACGCCCUCGCACACGCCACGCCCACCCAUGCCUCUGCCCAAGGCCCAGGACACGCCAGCCUCCUCCGUGCAUCCCAAAUCAUCGUACAGUGAAGUCUCGCAGAAAUCCUCGAGUGGGAACAGCACGGGGAGCGAGGAGGAGGAGGAGGUGUACAUGGUAGUGAGGGACCACCGGAGAGAAAUGACAAAGACGAUCACACGUGCGCACACCAGGAAACAAGUGUGUAGGUCUCUCACAUGGGCCUCCCCGACUCCCCGCUCCAGCUCCUCGCCUCCUGCAGCAUCCCGCACCCACGUCAGGACCUCGGGCAGCAAGGAGAGGCUCCCUAAAGAUGCCAGCACGCCACAGAGACAUGGCAACGCCGCCAGACACCAACCAACGCGCGCCGCAACAGUCCGCCUUCAAAACAGACCCCGCCAAAUUGAACGGCGCGUGACUUACGUGGACACUCCGCCCCCCUCUCUUAGAAAGAAGGCCCCACGCCCCCCGCAGCCCAUCCCAGUGUCCAUGCCCACCCAGCAGUCUUACAAUGGCCACCUCAACAUCCUCAACUACAGUGACUUCAUGAACAGACGCCUCAAGUUUCCUGAAGGCGCCUCGCGUCUCGACCGCCACUCCCUCACCACCGGCCAGCUCUGUGGGCCGUGGUACGACCUCUGGGGGGACGAUCCUUCCUGUGACGUCUGAAGGAGGCGCUGAAGGACACGAUAUCGAAGAGUAAGGAUUUCUGCGACCUUUUUUCUUCGUGGUGUUGAAGGAUACAAGGACCUCAAUAGGAAUCCUGACCUGUGAUGACCUGUCCCAUGAUGUCUGAAACAGGCACCGAAGGAUAUGUCACAGAUAGGAUCUCUAGGACCUUUUUUUCUGACGUGUUGAAGGAUAGAAGGACUCUAUUAGGAAUCCUGACUGACCAUUGGUGUCUGAAGGAGGCCUCGGACAAGAUCCCUAGGACUUUUCCCGCAUAGAGGAGGCGGUGAAGGAUACGAGAAGAUAAAAUGAGAACCCUGAGAUCCUGUAAUGCCUGAAGGAUGCCUGAAGGAUACAAGGAACCCAUAUUAUUAUUAUUAUUAUUAUUAUUAUUAUUAUUAUUAUUAUUAUUAUUAUUAUUAUUAUUAUUUUUGUUUUGCAUGCUGUGUGUUGCAAGUCCCGUGUGUUUGAGUGUGUGUGUGUGUGUGUGUGUGUGUCUGUGUGUCUGUGUGUGUGUACGUUUACUGUGCCUUCAUGUGGGUUUUCAUGUAUUAUGUAUGUAUGUAUGUACGCUUUUUUAUACGUACACUGCUUGCUUUGAUGUUGUGUGUGUAUUGUUUGCACGUACAUGAGAGAGAGAGAGAGAGAGAGAGAGAGAGAGAGAGAGAGAGAGAGAGGAAUGAAAUAAUAUUCUUCUCUUAACUUUGUCUUAAGAUGACAGGAAGGAAGGAAGAGCAGAAGAGGAGGAGGAGGAGGAGGAAGAAGAGCUGAAGUUCUGAUCUUCCUUAAAUAAGUAACUAUCUCGAUACACUUAAAUCUACUUACCUACUUUACUUAUCAAUUACUUAACUUCAUUACCCAACUCGAGAUAGUAAGGGGUAAAUACUCGUUUUCUUUCGUUUUCUUACUUUUCAGUGACUUUUCAAUCUUUUUCGUGUUUUUUUUUUUUACUGACAGACAGCCAAUGCCUUCUAAAAAUAUUCUUUAAAAUGGUACUUGGGCUGUGUUUGUGCGUGCGUGUGUGCGUCGUGUGUUUGUGUGUGUGUGUGUGUGUGUGUGUGUGUGUGUGUGUGUGUGUGUGUGUGUUCCUAAUUUCCUUGUAUUGCAGGCUACCCACAACAACAACAACUACUACCACCACUACCACCACCACCACAACCACCACCACACCCCCUUCCACCACACCCAAAUCCACCACCACCACCACCACUCCUUCCACCUCCUCCAAACCCAUCCCUUCCACCUCCUCCUCC
Molecule: messenger RNA, 4745 nt
Organism: Scylla paramamosain (green mud crab)
Lineage: Eukaryota; Metazoa; Arthropoda; Malacostraca; Decapoda; Portunidae
Gene: IRSp53
Product: serine/arginine repetitive matrix protein 1-like
Biological process (GO): actin filament bundle assembly; positive regulation of actin filament polymerization; plasma membrane organization
Cellular component (GO): cytosol; nucleoplasm
Molecular function (GO): protein binding
Source: RefSeq, a predicted model, not a curated record